Sycon ciliatum is the source of this 6268-nucleotide messenger RNA. RefSeq names its product phosphatidylinositol 3,4,5-trisphosphate-dependent Rac exchanger 2 protein-like. Gene Ontology annotation, cellular component: cytosol. Gene Ontology annotation, molecular function: guanyl-nucleotide exchange factor activity; protein binding. The record is from RefSeq and is a predicted model, not a curated record. Bases 283 to 5427 code for a protein of 1714 amino acids. The transcript has 39 exons. Gene Ontology annotation, biological process: intracellular signal transduction. Lineage: Eukaryota; Metazoa; Porifera; Calcarea; Leucosolenida; Sycettidae.
UGUUGUUUUCAUGAGAACUACAACAGUUACGUGGGAGACACUAGAAAGUUAGUUAGGGUGCCAGUUUUGGAUGGAUGGACUAGCAAUUCGUAACAUCAAAUCUUGGUACCUCUUUACUCGGAGCGAAACUAAGUUACUUAGCUUUUCCAUAGUGGAUCCUGGUCUAGACCGCAGACGUCGGAAUACCAGACGAGAGCACCAAACGUGCGUAGUCAUAAGCGAGUCGAAUUUCGUAACACUUGGAUGAUGAGCUUCGUUUCUUCCCCGCAAGUCACGUAGAAGAUGGAGAGCAGCCAGGUUACAAUCAGCGAGGAUGGAUCCGGAGACGUUACCAUUAGUAUUGCUGUGCCGAAUGCGCCAAAAGCCGAAGUGCAAGAGCAGGCACCAUCGGAAAGUCCCACUCCCAGUGGCCCAGUAGUUGAUGUGUCCGAGAAGGAUAGGAGGCUUCGACACUUUGUUGUCAAAGAAAUUGUAGAGACAGAGCGCUCCUAUUUGAGCACUUUGGAUGUCGUGUGUAAGACAAUGAAGCAGGGGAUGUUGGAUGGCAUGGACGAUGAACCAGAAUUUACAGAGGAAGUUGUGAACUCAUUAUUCAGCAAUGUGGAUGACCUACGCACUGUACAUAUGCGCAUUGUGGAUGACCUGACGGAGAACGUCAGCAAAGACUAUGAUGCCGACAGUGCCAUAGGUGCAGUUUAUAUGAAGCAUACAACGGCACUCAAGGAGAACUACACGAUUUAUGGAAGUACUCACGAGAAAGCUCAAGCCAUGAUUGUUGAACUCAUUCGUCGGGAACCGUUCAAGAGCUAUUUUACGAAUAUUCUAUCAGAUCGUGGACAGAUGGCCAGUGAUGCAAACAUACAGAGCUACCUGCUAUGUCCUGUGCAACGAAUCUGCAAAUACCCUCUUCUUUUCAGAGAACUGUGCAAGUACACCUGGAAUCAUCAUCCAGAUCAGGAAUCAGCCAAGUCUGCAUACCAGGCCAUGCAGGUCGUCUGCUCUGUCAUUAACGAGGCCAAGCGUCGUGCUGAGAAGCUGGAAGCCGUUCAUGACUGGCAGCAGGGUAUUGACAACUUUGAGGGAGCUAAUCUAGUUGAUACCUGUAACGAGAUGGUAUUGAAGGGUUCCUUGCUCAAGAUCUCCUCUGGCAACUGUCAAGAACGAUGGUUCUUUCUCUUUGACGGUGUGCUGGUCUAUUGCAAGAAGACUGGAGAGAAAGCAAGGGCGCCGCGGAGAAAACAAGGUGGACCUGGGCAAACUGCGCAAUCCCUUGGCUUUGCGUUCAAGGGUCGCAUUCCGCUUGAGACUAUGGAAGUGCAGAACCUGGAAGAUGGCACAUCUGAUCAGCUAACAUGUGGCAGUAAGGUGACGAAUGCAUGGCGUCUGCAGAACGUAGCCAAGAAGAAGUGGUUUGUCUGCAUGGCCAGUAGCGAGAAAGAGAAGCAAACAUGGAUGGAGACCCUGCUGGCGGAGCGCGAGAAACGGAGGAUGGUGGCGCUAAACCAGAUGCAAGAAACCUAUCUGCUGCUCUCGGCUAAGGCACGUAACUACUACAAGAUCAUGCAGGAGAAUAGAGUGUUGAAAGACCGCAAGGUGAAGAAAGCCGUGCAUCACCAGUCGUUCCUGGGCAGUGAAUUGAUUCACAUGAUCAUGGAUAGCGGUGAGUCGUCCGCCAUCAACCAAGCCAGCGACCUCGCAUUGGAGUUCCUGGCACAUACCAUCAUUGAGAAAGUGGAGAAGAAGCCUAAUGAUCCAGACAAGCCAGAAACGUUUGAGAACAAGGAACUCUACAUCUUCAAGGACAAGAAAUCGUCACAGCAGGAACACGGUGAAUUCAAGGCUGUUCAUCUCUACUCGCGUAUUCACCUCCUCUACAAUCCCAUCGUACGAGACAACAAAGCGCUGCUGUCAUCAAUCAAGUCCUGUUUCAGCGGCAAGGAUCUAAUCGACUUUCUCAUUGCUCAUGGUGAUUUCUCGGCCAGAGGCGAGGCUCAGCAGUUUGGACAACAUCUUUUCUCUAUGGGCUUCCUUCAGCAUGUUGAUGACAAGCACCAUUUCAAAGACGCUGAGCUGAUGUAUCGCUUUCUCUUCGACAAUGAGAAGGACACCAACAAGAAGAAGCAGGAGUUUUUCUGCUCCGAUUCCAACUGCAGUCGCACUGUCUACAUGAGUGGCGGCAAAGACAUUGGCAUUACGCUGGAGGCCGACGAUAUCACCACUAUCUCUGCGGUUACUCCCGGCAGUGAGGCUGCUGAGCAAGGCGUGGACGCUGGCAUGGUCAUCCAGAGAAUCAACUACUUGCAGGCCAGUAAAAUGUCUCAUGACGGCCUCAUGGAGAUUCUACACACUCCUGGCAUCAUCUCUUUAUGUGUCUCCUGCAAGGAAUCUGUGGUACUGAGGCUGGUACCGGAUGAAAAGAAUGGUUUUGGCUUCAAGAUUGUUGGCUCGUCGCCGGCUACUGUCAGCGAGGUAUCACCAGAUUCGUCUGCAUCGAGGAAUGGCCUGUUCCAAAGAAUGGCGGUUGCAUCGGUGGGUGGCCAAGACGUGACACAGGCAACGCAUACCUCCGUCCAUGAUUUGGUUCGGGCAGCAAGUAAGCAGGUUCCAGCCGGCACUCGUCGUCCCAGUGCGCCCGCUGCUAAUGAUGAUGAGUUGAUGGACACCGAAGAUCUAAACUUCUCCGAGAAGACCGGUGGAUUGCAGAAGAGCACGUCUGUCCAGUCGUUUGUCAACAUGUCGGCCGUCAUGGACUCCGUUACCGUGCUGGAAACGCCAAGCGAUCUAUGCUCGGAUGCUAUGGGUCCUGAAGAGGUGCAGGUGGAGAUGCAGGUACCGGACGUUGGCUACGAUACCUACUACCAGUACGACACGCUGGGAGAUGCUGAGGUCACCGUGCGCGAGACCGUGUCCAGCGGCAACUUUGCCUACAGUGUGCCAGCCAGGCUUUUCGAAUGCUUGUUGACGGAGGACAAGGAUAUCCUCUCCCACGUGGAAACCGUCAACCGUAGCCUGGAAGAUGGCCAGCUCACAAUACCCACGUCGCCGCAAUUCGAAGGCAGUCUUUCAUCGUUCUUGGAGAAGAUGACGGCCCAGGUUGAUAUCUAUCAGGCCAUGACCAAAGUCCUGUCAGCGCCCAGGUGUAGGCAGCAUAAAGGUAUCUUCGACAAUCACCGGUGGGAGCUGCUCGCCGCUCCGCUCAACUGCAACAUUCUGGAAAUGGAAGUGUGCACGUCGGUUCCCGUGCAGACCAACGGCACUGCAACACCGAGCACCGUAACCAGGGACGACGAAGAUGGUGGUCGUGAUGACCUGCAGGAAGUUGGCCGUGUCUUCUACCAUAUCGUGACCGCCGGUGCGCCAUCAGCAGUGGAAGUGUGUCGUAUGGAAGAUCCGGAGAAGGGUGCCGCUGGUCUGAAGUCGCUGAUGGAGGCACUGGGACCAGCUAGCGACUACCGCAAGUGGUUCCAUCAAGGACUGAAGAUGAUGGAUGAGCUAUUCGAAUGCCAGCUGCAAGUGCGAAAGGCGUUUGAAGGUCCCCCGGGCCUUGUUGCUCCUUCAAUGUCGUUUUGCGAUGAUUUGAGUGACGAAGAGGGCUUGAUAAAGAAAUGCGACUCGAUGUCCAGCCUAUGUUCGUCGGCCACCACUGAUGAACAAUCUGAUGUCAACCAGGCGGCUAUUGUUGCUAUCGGCAGUUUCCUAAGCAAGGCGGAUAAGUUCUGCGAAACUCUCCGGGAGAAAUCAGUGAACGCUGCAGUGGCCGUCAUUUACUCUCCCUCACAGCGUGAAUCCACAAGUACUUUACUGAGUGGCAAGGUUGCCAGCUCGCGGCCUUCGCAGCUGAAAGACUCCACACCAAAGCGAGCCCUGUCGAUCAGUAGUCAGACGCGGUCGCGCACCAUCUCCGGACCCACGUCCAUCAUUACAAGCACGAAAAUCUCGUCGCCAAGCGAGUCUCCACGGGAAAGGCGGAACACCAUCCGGUCGCAGCGUGGAGGCUACUUGGAACUGGCCGAAGCGCAAACGUUGACAACCAUCAACAAGCUUCAAGCAGGAAAGCAGAAUGCUGGUCGAAAGCUCAUCCAGCAGGUCACAGAGUUGAAGUCGAUCAACUCCAAGUGUCCAACUGAAGAAGGCACUAUGCCACUCAUUGAUGACAUUCUCAGCGGCAUCAAGAACAUCAACGAUGAGGUGUGCCGUUGUCUUCUCCACGCUAUGAUUAUGGAAGAAGAUCUUGGUGUUGUCCAGCGGCGAGACAUAGUCUUCGCCCAGGCACUCAGCAUCAUGAUGAGCGGCUUCAGUGCACGGUUACACGCAGCGCUGAACAGUGUGGUGAACCAUGCCAAUGAGUGGGCAUCGCCCACACAUCAGAACAGUGUGCAGUGGCUGCAGCAACUGCCCGUCUGCGGUCUACUGGUUCAGUUCGAUGUUUGGGCUGAGGCUCACCUGGCGGACGAGAUGGCUAUGUUAGAAGAUGCUGAUGUUGCCAUUGAAGAUCUACGUCAGAUUGACUUACGUAUAAAAUGCUGCCCACCAGAAAGAGAAGUAGAAGUGCGUCGUCAUGGUGGUAUAGCAAUUAGUGGACGACGUGGUCACAUCACUGUCGAGUACUUUUUGGAUUCAGAGAUGUACAACAAGCUGCCGUCCGCUUUCUAUGCGUGUCCGCCUAUUCAUGUCAGGGCAUGCUUGUUCACUUCGGCGAUGAGUGACUUGGCCACGCUGACUGCCACUAACAAGCUAGCCGGUGACGGCCAGGCAUUGCAGUGCUCGAUCAACACUCGCUCAGUGCAGUACCUGAAAGACUACUGCACCAGCUACCGGACAUUCCUCUUGGACACAUCGCGGACGGAGAUGAGUCGGGUUGAGAAGAUGGUGGAAAUUGACAAAUCGCUCAGCAAGCUACAAGCCAUUGACCAGGCUCUGGCUUGCCUAACGCGCACCGUGGCGCUCAACCAAGACAGAGACGAACGCUACGGGUCUUGUUCCAUCAUCCUCCAGGCCAACAACAUCGUCAACCGUUGCGGUGGUCUAAGAGUGGCGUGCUCUGAGAAGGGCUGCAAUCGGGUUUCGCUGGCAACAUCAGUUGAAAUGGCGUCGGUGCUAAUGCGAGCUCACCAGCUUCCACCUCGCUCCUUCAUUCCUGCUAUCAAUGUUGUGCGAAGUCAGGGCUCUGGCAUUAGUAACUUGCACAAGAACAAGCAAGGUGACAAGUACGUCUUGCUCAAUGUACCACCAAGUCUGUAUCGACCGCACAAGUCCUACUAUCGCCUGAGUGGUUCUGUCGGCAAUCCAAUGGACGCGCCGAAGUUGAACAAAAAACCUCAGAAGUCCAGGAGCUUCUUUGCCAAGGCAUCAAUGCGUUUGGUUGGCAGGGACAGCUCCAAACGGAAAGGAGGCAUCAAUUCACUCGUCCUUCCAACGAAAAGUUAACACAACUGGCCCUCAAAGGUGUGAUCUUUCCUUUAAUAGCCGCUCAUCCACCCAACCGGGAAGAUGAUGAGUUUUAGCCUCACCGCUUGCAAUCCUGCUCUGGUGUCUGUUCCCCUUUGCUUUUGCUCUUUGGCACACUUGGUUCCUCUUUGCUUUUGCUUCUUGACACACUUUGUCAAUGGGCUGUCAGCAGCACAGCACAGUUGCGCCCGCUGCUGCCGCUGCUACUACUACCGCUGAACCCAAAUGCUGUUCCAACGUGGCAGCGUUACUCCACAUGCUGCAUAUGCGCUAUUUGUCUCUCCCAUCUCCCUUAUCAGAUAUUGUCCUGAGGAGGAGUUCUGGAAUCAGUUUCCGCCAUAUUCUCGUGAUCGAUCAUCUUGCUACUCUUAUAAUACUCAUGACUAACUCUCUGUCUCUAUCCUAUCGUUAUUUGUAAGCAGGACUAUAGCCGGUGUGCACCAGGGCACACUUUGGGUGAUUGUGAAUGCAAUGACUACAUGCUUGGGUCUGUUCAUACAGUGAGCGAUUUCCGGCACUGUGCACCGAUUGCUGCUGUCGUCUUUCCACACAAACUGAUCAGCAACAGGCAGAUCAGAUCAACAGUCACACAGCCACAGAUCUCUAGCACUGCCGUACUUUGCAAAAUUCAUAACUAUUAAUUUUAUUUAUCUCGAUUUGUCCUUUUUCCAAUUUAUCGUUCAAAGCAUCAGUGUUAUGAGAACCUUAUCAUUGCUGUUCAAAUAUUGCAUGAAGCCACGUUGUCUCUAUUGCCCUGUCUUCUCGUCUGUUUGAGCCGUACUUUUUAGUGACAACAAAACACGAACAUAUCGACAUUGCA